Molecule: messenger RNA, 1812 nt
Organism: Daucus carota subsp. sativus
Lineage: Eukaryota; Viridiplantae; Streptophyta; Magnoliopsida; Apiales; Apiaceae
Product: F-box/kelch-repeat protein At1g30090
Exons: 2
Coding region: 310-1530 (406 amino acids)
Molecular function (GO): protein binding
Source: RefSeq, a predicted model, not a curated record
CAUAUCUUUCGCAACUUACCUAAAAAUUAAAUAAAGGUUGGUCUUUUACUCCCACAUUCUUAUACUUUACCCACAAUCUUAGACUUGUAAUCUUAUCAAUUCACCAUCUUUGUACAGCCCACAAUCCAUUAUUAUAUACCUUGUGAGUUUUAGAUUGGUGAAGAUUGUAAAGGGGGUUUUCGGAAAUGAGUUGAUUUGUUCUUGAAUACUGAAUUUAGGAUUAUAGUUCGUAUCGAGGGAAGCACUUGAGGGGUUCCAACACUUACAUCAGAAACUAGCUAAAAAUUAUUUUUGUAUGGUAGUCAGAGAAUGAUGCAAAGGGUAAGAGUUUCAUCUCAGCAAGCACCAGUGCAUAAGCUAGGUGAUUCCCAGAUGACAUUGUCCCCAAAGUUUAGAUUAGCUGCACCACGGUCAUCGUUGUUUGAUUCUUCUGUAGAAUCAGAAUUGGCGCUUAGAGGUGAGCCUCUCAUUCCAGGCCUUCCGGAUGAUAUUGCACACAAUUGUCUUCUCCGGCUUCCAGUAGAAAGCCAUACGUCUUGCAAAUCUGUUUCUAGACGCUGGUAUCAGUUGCUUGGAAGUAAGGAAGUAUUUUUUUCACGGAGAAAGGAGUUUGGUUUUCAUGAUCCCUGGUUAUUUGUUUUUGCGUUCCACAAAUGUACCGGAAAGAUUGAGUGGCAGGUCUUUGAUAUGAAGAAAUUGACUUGGCACUCUAUUCCUGCAAUGCCUUGCAAAGAAAAGGUUUGCCCGCAUGGGUUUAGAUGUGUUUCGAUGCCCCAAGAGGGUGCUCUCUAUGUAUGUGGGGGUGUGGUCUCUGAUGUGGAUUGCCCUCUGAAUGUUGUAUUGAAAUAUGAAGUACAGAGGAAUCGUUGGACUGUAAUGAAAAAAAUGAUCACAGCACGAUCAUUUUUUGCUAGCGGGGUUGUUGGUGGAAUGAUUUAUGUAGCUGGAGGAAAUAGCACGGAUCUUUUCGAACUAAAUUCAGCUGAAGUUAUGGAUCCUCGUAAGGGUAUUUGGCGACCUAUUGCAAGCAUGGGUACAAAUAUGGCUUCUUAUGAUUCCGCAGUUCUCAAUGGAAAGCUUCUUGUGACUGAAGGCUGGUUUUGGCCCUUUUAUGUGGUACCUAGAGGUCAAAUAUAUGACCCUAAAACAGAUACCUGGGAGAGCAUGGCUGCCGGGCUGAGAGAAGGGUGGACUGGUACUAGUGCUGUGGUCUAUGAUCAUUUAUUUGUAGUUUCAGAGCAUGAAAGGAUUAAACUCAAAGUUUACUAUACAAAUACUGAUUGUUGGGAGGCUGUCGCUGGUGCUCCUUUACCCGAGCAAAUUUGCAAGCCAUUCUCUGUCAAUUGCUGUGAGUCCAGAAUAUAUGUUGUGGGUCGAAAUCUUCAUGUUGCUGUGGGUCAUAUCUCAAGAACAGACCAAGCAAUAAUUCCUGAUAAUAGGUGGAACUUUUCUGUUCAAUGGCAAGUGGUGGAUGCGCCUGCAGCCUUCUCUGAUUUGGUUCCUACAAGUGCACAGGUUCUCUUUGCUUAAAUCACGAAUUUUGUUUGCUGUGGUGCUUUUCUUUUUGUUGCUCCACUGUAAAUAUAGUAAAAUGCUGAAGUACUGAAGUAGUGUUAUGAUAGGCUGGUAGUCGUGUGAUAUGGUUCUAAAUGUUUCUACUGAUGUACUAGUCGCGAGCGUUUUUGUGCUUAUUUAUGUACCUUAUCUUGUUCACUUUGCUUGUCAAAGGGCAAGCUGUUCUCCAGAAAUAACAGACUGCAUUUUGAAAGCGUCUAGCAAUAAUAUAUAUUUCCAUAUUCCUGGUUGAAAGUA